CGGGAAGACUUGAAGUGUACCGUAAUGGAAGAUGGGGCACUGUGUGCGACGAUUCCUUCGAUACUAAGGACGCUCGGGUUGCAUGUAGACAUUUAGGUUGGAACUUUGAGGAGGCAACUGUCAUAGCAAGUUCUCAUGUUCCUGAUGGUUCGGGUCCCACAUGGUUGGAUGAUAUGAAAUGUAAUGGCACUGAAAAAACAUUGUUUGAAUGUAGUCACGGAGGUUGGGGAGUUGAAAACUGCGGCCAUCAUGAAGAUGUUGGUGUAAGUUGCCAUGGAGGAAUUCGCUUGAUCGGUGGUGUUACAUCGGGAAGACUUGAAGUGUACCGUAAUGGAAGAUGGGGCACUGUGUGCGACGAUUCCUUCGAUACUAAGGACGCUCAGGUUGCAUGUAGACAUUUAGGUAUAUGU
Molecule: messenger RNA, 410 nt
Organism: Owenia fusiformis
Lineage: Eukaryota; Metazoa; Annelida; Polychaeta; Sabellida; Oweniidae
Source: the annotation of a GenBank genome assembly